CCCACACCCUUCACCUUACAGCUUCGUCAAGGGUACUUUGGUCGCACGACAUGGAUCUCCCCCCAAACGAGAAUCGUGGGCCCGCAGCAAUUGCUGUCUUCUGGACUCUUACCGGUAUUGCGGGACUGUUUGUGGGGGGGCGAUUCUAUGCGCGAUGGAUUAUUCGCGGGAUAGGUGUUGAUGACUGGAUGAUACUGUUUACUAUGCUACUCUUCGUAAUCACCAGCAGCAUGGUCACCAACAUCGCGCGGCACGAGGGCUUCAGACACCUCAUAUACGUGCCGAUAGAAAACGCGGUGCCCGUCGCGCGCAGUAUGCUACUCGCCCAAGUGUUCAACAUCUGCGCGUUCGGGACCAGCAAAUUCGCCGUGGGGUACCAGCUCCUGCGCGUUCUGCAACGGACGUCCCACUGGCGCAAGGCUUUCAUCUGGACGCUGAUCACACUUACUCUGAUCUAUAAUGUCAUCGAGGCCGUGCUUACUAUGUUUCAAUGUACUCCUGCGAAGGCGGCUUGGGAUCCUAUGGUGAAGGGGAAGUGCUGGAGCAUGAACACGAAACUUGCGAAUAUCUACGCAGGUGGAGUGUAUAAUGUCGUCACGGAUGUUAUUCUGGCAGUCAUGCCGCUUCCUGUCGUAUGGAAGCUCAACAUCGGCAAGCAAGAUCGAAUUAGACUAUGCUUGCUGCUGAGCCUCGCCUACCCCUAUAUCCCCUCCCGCAACCACCGUCUAUCCAAGCAUGCCUUUACUGACCGCAAUCCUUUUAGCGCUGCAAUCUGCGGCUCCAUCAAACUCAGCUACGCCCACACCCUCCGUAACAUCCAAGACCUCACCUGGGGGACCUACGAACUCGACGUCUGGUCCGGCGCCGAGCUCUUCGUCAUCGUUGUCUGCUGCAGCAUCCCGCCGCUCAACGUCUUCUGGCAGCGCAUCAAGCGCGGCAGCCUCUACUCGCGCGGCAGCGCCAUUCUGUCUGGAAGCAGCCAGAACAGCAGCGGCGGCGGCAACCCAAAGUCGAAGCGGCACUCCGCGUAUGUGCAGGUUACGGGGCCAUCGAAUGCGGAGAAGGCAACGGAUGAGGAGGCCAAGGUCAGCAUGGGAUCGAGCAGUCGUUCUCGUUCUACUACUGAGAAUAGCGCGUCUGAGUUGGAGAGGGGUAAUUUGGGCAGGAGUUUGGGGAGGAUUGAGGCGGUUACUGAGAUUACGAUUUCGAGCAAGCCGAGCAAUGGGAGUAUGAGAUAG
This is a messenger RNA of Trematosphaeria pertusa, 1238 nucleotides long. RefSeq lists its product as uncharacterized. The transcript has 5 exons. NCBI's taxonomy places the organism in Eukaryota, Fungi, Ascomycota, Dothideomycetes, Pleosporales, Trematosphaeriaceae. Bases 51 to 1238 code for a protein of 395 amino acids. The record is from RefSeq and is a predicted model, not a curated record.